This is a messenger RNA of Molossus molossus (Pallas's mastiff bat), 3447 nucleotides long. RefSeq lists its product as uncharacterized. The record is from RefSeq and is a predicted model, not a curated record. Gene Ontology annotation, molecular function: aspartic-type endopeptidase activity; nucleic acid binding; zinc ion binding. Gene Ontology annotation, biological process: virion assembly; proteolysis. Lineage: Eukaryota; Metazoa; Chordata; Mammalia; Chiroptera; Molossidae.
CUCCCAUUACGAGAGGUGCCCGCUGCGCCCGGCUCUAUGGGCCCGGCAUGAAUGAUCUAUGUCCCUUUUUCAACUAGCGAUUUAUAUAAUUGGAAACAACAAAACCCCCCUUUCUCGGAGCAACCACAAGCUCUGAUAAGUUUAUUGGAGUCUGUAUUCCGGACCCACCAACCCACUUGGGACGAUUGUCAACAGAUUUUACAAACUUUGUUCACCUCAGAGGAGAGGGAGAGGAUACGCGCUGAGGCAAUUAAGGCUGUGGUCGGGGAUGAUGCUGGCCCCAAGGGCUUAGAUGAUGAACUGCCUCAACGACCCCCAGAAUGGGAUCCAAACACUGGGGAGGGGAUGCAGAGGUUACACACUUAUCACCAAAACCUCCUCAGGGGUCUAAGGGGCGCUGCUAAGAAACCCACCAAUUUAGCAAAAGUAGCAGCCACUAUGCAAGGGAAGGACGAAUCUCCCACGGCCUUUUUAGAAAGAUUAUUAGAGGCCUACAGAACUUAUAUCCCCUUAGACCCGGAUGCAGAUGGGAAUAGACGGAUGGUCAACAUGGCCUUCGUCUCACAGUCAACCCCAGACAUCAGAAAGAAACUGCAGAAAUUAAAAAAUCAAUGCGCCUUCUGCAAGACUAUGGGACACUGGAAUAAAGAUUGCCCCAAGCUAAUGGGAAGAAAAGCACAAGAAACCCCUGCACACUUACUCCUAGAGACUGAGGAAGAUUAGGGGGGUCAGGGUUCCAUCAAUUUAGGCCCCCAGGAACCCAUGUUAACCCUGAUGGUUGAGGGAAAACAAACUGACUUCCUUGUCGACAUGGGGGCCACCUAUUCGGUCCUGCAGCAGGCCUCUGGAAAGCUCUCCUCCCAAAAGACAUCGAUUAUAGGGGCAACAGGAAAGCCAAAAGCAUACCCAUGGACCAAAGCCAGAAUCACUGAUCUCGGGAAGGGCACUAUUACUCACUCCUUCCUUGUAAUGCCCGACUGCCCCUACCCAUUGCUUGGCAGAGACCUGCUGCGAAAGCUGAAAGCAUCUAUAACUUUUCAAGACAAUAGCACAACUCUAAGCUUAGGGAACCAACAACCUUCCACUAUCAUGGUUACAGUACCCCUUUCUGAGGAAUAUCUCCUUCAAGAGGAAAUGCCACCUCCCACUGGGGAAAGUAACUCACAGGAUGUCUUGACUAAAUUAGCCAUACAGAUUCCUGAAGUUUGGGCUGAAACAAACCCACCGGGGCUAGCCUCUCACCAGCCCCCUAUCAUUGUGCAAUUGGCCAGCACUGCUACUCUCAUUCAAGUAAGACAAUACCCAAUUCCCCAAAAGGCCAAGGAAGGGAUUGCCAAACAUAUUAAGAGGCUGAGAGAUGCAGGCAUUUUAAUUCCAUGUCAGUCCCCCUGGAACACCCCAUUGUUGCCCGUGAAGAAACCGGGAACGGAAGAUUAUAGGCCAGUUCAGGAUUUGCGGGAGGUAAACAAAAGGGUUGAGUCUAUCCACCCUACUGUGCCUAACCCAUAUACCCUCCUGAGUCUUUUACCUCCAGACAAGGUUUACUACUCAGUCCUGGACCUCAAAGAUGCCUUCUUCACCCUGCCGCUUGCUGCGAAGAGCCAACCCAUCUUUGCCUUUGAAUGGACAGACCGAGGGGGUUUCUCAGGCCAGCUUACCUGGACCAGACUCCCUCGGGGCUUCAAGAACUCUCCCACCAUUUUUGAUGAAGCCCUGAGCCGGGACCUCCUCAACUUCCGAGACAGCCACCCACAGGUAACCCUGCUCCAAUAUGUAGAUGACCUACUCCUAGCUGCCCGGACCUCCGAUGAAUGCCUUGCUGCCACCCGAGCCCUUCUCAUUGAGUAAGGCAAACUUGGGUACCGGGUAUCCAUGAGAAAAGCCCAAAUCUGUGUCAAGAAAGCCACCUACUUGGGUUACCAUUUAGAGGAAGGGAAACGCACCUUAUCCUCAGGAAGAAUCCAAGCAAUCCUUGGGAUCCCAAAGCCAACCACCAAAAGGCAGAUACGAGAAUUUCUAGGCACAGUUGGAUAUUGCAGACUGUGGAUUCUAGGGUUUGCAGAAAUUGCAAGACCCCUCUAUUCAUGUACGGGGGGAAAGGAACCUGAUUUAACUUGGACUGAAAGGGAAGAAGAGGCUUUUGAAAGACUUAAACAGGCGCUUGCCUCAGCCCCUGCCCUUGCCUUGCCAGAUACCACCAAACCUUUCCAGCUUUUUGUUGCAGAACGCAAAGGCAUAGCAAAAGGAGUCCUAACCCAGACUCUGGGACCAUGGAAACGCCCAAUUGCUUAUCUCUCCAAACAGCUUGACCCUGUUGCUGCAGGCUGGCUGUCCUGCAUGAGAGCAAUAGCUGCAACUGCUCUCCUUGUCAAGGAGGCGCAGAAGCUGACCUUAGGCCAGGACCUCCAAAUCAUCGGAGGCCACACCACUGAAGCCUUACUCAGGUAUCCUCCUGACAGAUGGAUUUCCAACGCUCGCCUCACUCAAUAUCAGGUACUAUUAUUGAACCCACCACAGAUUACCUUCUCCAAGUCUACUGCCCUCAGCCCAGCUACCUUACUCCCCGACGGGAAUCAAGGAGAACUGCUCCACGAUUGCCACUCGUUACUAGACUCCAUAGAGGGAACCAGACCGGACCGCAAAGACGAGCAAAUAGCCAACUCUGACUAUGACCUCUAUACUGACGGCAGCAGUUUCAUCAAGGAUGGAACUCGGUAUGCCGGGGCAGCAGUAGUCACCAACUGGGCUCAGGCCUUGCCCCACGGAACUUCUGCACAGAAAGCAGAACUGAUUGCCCUGACACAGGCACUCAACUGGGCAAAAGGCAAGAGGGUCAACAUCUACACUGACAGCCGCUAUGCCUUUGCAACUGCUCAUGUGCAUGGAGCCCUAUACCGAGAAAGGGGGCUCCUCACAUCAGCUGGGAAAGAAAUUAAAAAUAGAGAAGAAAUACUCAAUCUCUUAGCAGCCAUCUGGCAACCUAAGGCUGUGGCCAUUGUUCACUGCAGAGGGAACCUUACCCCUUAUGAAAUCCUCUAUGGGAGACCACCACCUGUUAUCCCUAAGAUUCACUAUGACCACAUAGGCGAAUUAUCUAAACAGGGGCUUCUCAAGUCUUUGCAGGCCAUCAAAGUCAUCAGAAGAGAAGCCCGCCUCUCAGCCAAGGAAAGAAAACAACCCACUGAAGCGGAACCACCCCCACUGGACAUUGAGCCUGGUGACUGGAUUUGGAUCAAGAAGUUUAACAAGGAAACCCUCGAACCUACCUGGGAUGGGCCCCACUUGGUAAUUCUGACAACCCCCACAGCCUUUAAGGUGUCUAAUAAGAGACCGUGGAUUCACCACACCCAGGUAAAGAAAGCACACUCUGAUCAGAUCCCAAAGAAAUGGGCUCUUUUCAAGGAUCCCACAGACCCUCUAAAACUCAAGUUUACUGCAUCCUCUUGA